Molecule: messenger RNA, 662 nt
Organism: Cydia amplana
Lineage: Eukaryota; Metazoa; Arthropoda; Insecta; Lepidoptera; Tortricidae
Gene: Slbp
Product: histone RNA hairpin-binding protein
Exons: 4
Coding region: 23-532 (169 amino acids)
Biological process (GO): mRNA 3'-end processing by stem-loop binding and cleavage; mRNA transport
Cellular component (GO): histone pre-mRNA 3'end processing complex; cytoplasm
Molecular function (GO): histone pre-mRNA stem-loop binding; mRNA binding
Source: RefSeq, a predicted model, not a curated record
GAAAGAAAAGCAUCACUCAAAAAUGAGUAACUCCGCAAUAGAUAAUACUUGGACUAAAGAUUUAAGAGAAACCCUCAAUGACAAACGCAAAGCAACGAAAGAAAGGAUAUUGUCACAAUCAGACAGCAGCAGAGAAAAUUCAAGCAGUAGGAAAAGGGCAAAACCCAAUGAGAAAGCAGGUGCUAAACCAAGAGCAAGUAAACCAAAGAAGCCUGUUGAACUAGAGACUGACCCAUUAACAUUACAAAGAAGACAGAAAACCAUUGACUAUGGAAAAAACACAACUGGCUACCAUAACUAUUUGCAGCAUGUACCUUUAGACAAGCGCACUAAGGAUGACCCAAAGACCCCUGAUAAAUAUUCAAAAUACAGCCGCAGGUCAUGGGACCAAUUGAUCAAGAUAUGGAGGUUGAAGUUACACGAGUAUGAUACUGAAGGAGCCAAGUCAAGCACUGGGUCUAACUCUGGCUCAGUUGCUGGUUCCACUAGUUAUUCUGAUGAAGAAGAAGAGGGUGAUAAUGAUGAGCAAUAGAUAUUUUAGUUGUAAUUAGUCAUAGGAGUUGUUACAAAACCAAACAAUAUCUGCAAGACAUGCUGUUGAAAUUCAGGGUGUAUUCCCAUCUGUCCCCACUGGGUACAGAUGGGAAUAGUCGCAUUCAUAU